Molecule: messenger RNA, 468 nt
Organism: Symbiodinium natans
Lineage: Eukaryota; Dinophyceae; Suessiales; Symbiodiniaceae
Source: the annotation of a GenBank genome assembly
AUGUCCUCGCUGUCCUUGAUCCCUAGUAGAGCUACCAAACGCUCUACAAAUCUGGCAGGCGUGGCACAGCUUGCAGCAGCUCGCGAGCCUCGUGCAAUCCUGUGUCCGGACGUACUCGUCGUGCCCAAUGGGACCCCAAAAGCCAGGGAGCAUCAGGACUGGCUCCGGCAACGGCUUGUUUCUACGCCACAGUUUUGCUCCGAGCUCUUCGACGCCGGCAUGACAGUGGUCGCCGUGCAAAGUGCGUCGCCGAACUCCAAGAGAGCUACGGCACAUGGCGGCAAGGGAGGGCGCAACCGAAGAGUCGACGAGCACGUUACAAAGGAGUGGCAGGUCGCCGAGAAUGUUGGAAGUGCCGUGGAGGGGCAGGGAAAGCAGACUUGCACAGAAGGCUCAGCUCAACAGCUUCGGCACUCCAUUGGCCCCUGCCUCAAGGGCAAACACGCAGAGGCCCCAGAAAAAUUAUAA